This is a messenger RNA of Nematolebias whitei (Rio pearlfish), 491 nucleotides long. It is a transcript of the gene rpp30, whose product is annotated as ribonuclease P/MRP 30 subunit. Gene Ontology annotation, molecular function: RNA binding; structural constituent of ribosome. The record is from RefSeq and is a predicted model, not a curated record. Gene Ontology annotation, cellular component: ribosome; nucleolar ribonuclease P complex. Gene Ontology annotation, biological process: translation; tRNA processing. Lineage: Eukaryota; Metazoa; Chordata; Actinopteri; Cyprinodontiformes; Rivulidae.
UUGGAUUCUCCACUGUUGCCGUGAACUAUGUGUUUGAACCAUCAACCAAGAAGAAACAGGAGGUUCCCUCCCCGGUGCCGAUCGGUGAUCUGAUGGGUCCGCUGCCUGCGGUGCAGGGUCGCUCUCGUCCAAUCAGAGUGCUCAACAGGUUGACGGUGGUGAUGUCAGACGCCAGUCACUUUCGGCCCAACGCUUCUGAGUAUCGGCGGUUCGACCUCCUCGCCGUCCAGCCGACCACAGAGAAACUCUUCCAUGCGGCCUGCAUGCUGUACGACGUCGACAUUAUCUGCAUCGCGGUGACGGAGAAACUUCCUUUCUUCUUCAAGAGAGCACCCAUCAACGGGGCCAUAGACAGAGGUGUGAUGUUUGAGAUUUCCUACGCCGCUGCCAUCAGAGACACCACCAUGAGGCGCUACACCAUCGCCAACGCCGUCUGUCUGAUGGAGAGUUGCAAAGCAAAGAACGUGAUCCUGUCGAGUGCAGCUGAGAGG